Miniopterus natalensis is the source of this 3741-nucleotide messenger RNA. RefSeq names its product TUB like protein 3 (gene TULP3). Gene Ontology annotation, biological process: protein localization to cilium. The record is from RefSeq and is a predicted model, not a curated record. Gene Ontology annotation, cellular component: cilium. NCBI's taxonomy places the organism in Eukaryota, Metazoa, Chordata, Mammalia, Chiroptera, Miniopteridae.
GCGGUUCUGGCUACCCUCUGAGCUGCGGGAAUGGAGGCGUCGCGCUGCCGACUCGGACACCGCGGGGACAGCGCUUUUGAAGAUGAGACCAUGAGGCUUCGACAGCUGAAACUUGAUAAUCAGAGAGCACUGCUGGAGAAGAAGCAGAGGAAAAAGCGCCUUGAGCCACUCAUGGUGCAACCAAAUCCGGAAGCCAGGAUACGUCGGUCAAAGCCAAGAGGUAGUGAGGAGCACACUCCUUUGGUGGAACCUCGUACCCCUCACAACAAUGUCAUCCUACAGGGCAUUGAUGGUCCAGCUGCUUUCCUGAAGCCAGAUGCUCAGGAUUCAGAAACCAAACUUCAUGUUCUCUCAGUCGGCUCUUCUGCUACAGAAGAGGAUACUGAAGGAAGUGUUGAUGGGGAAAGCACUUUGGAUACUGCAUCCAAGCCAGAUCUUCAGGAAAUUCUCCAAAAACAUGGUAUCUCAGGUAGUUUGAACUUUGAUGAGGAGGAGACUGAUGGGGAGGAAGAAGGAAAAAAAUUAAUGUCUCAUUCACCAUAUUCAGCGGCAGAGAGACCCGAUUCUGCAUCCAGCCAGAAAUCAGCCACAGACACAGGAGCUUCUGGUACUUCAGCCCAACACACUGAUAACCAGCUGGGAGAAGUAGAGAAUUUAGAGGACUUUGCUUAUAGUCCUGCCCCUCGAGGGGUCACAGUCAAGUGUCGGAUAACAAGGGAUAAAAAAGGAAUGGAUCGGGGUCUCUUCCCCACUUACUAUAUGCACUUGGAGAAGGAUGAAAAUCGGAAGAUAUUUCUUCUUGCUGGCAGAAAACGAAAAAAGAGCAAAACAUCCAACUACCUUAUCUCCACUGAUCCAACAGAUUUAUCUCGUGAAGGAGAAAGUUAUAUUGGCAAACUCCGAUCCAACCUCAUGGGGACCAAGUUUACAGUUUAUGACCAUGGUGUCAGCCCAGUCAAGGCCCAAGGUCUGGUAGAAAAGGCCCAUACCCGGCAGGAGCUGGCAGCCAUCUGUUACGAAACAAAUGUAUUUGGAUUUAAAGGUCCUAGGAAAAUGUCUGUGAUCAUUCCAGGGAUGAAUAUGAACCAUGAACGGAUUCCAUUUCGGCCACGAAAUGACCAUGAGAGCUUGCUUUCAAAAUGGCAAAACAAAACCAUGGAGAACUUGAUUGAGCUGCACAACAAGGCCCCAGUCUGGAAUGAUGAUACUCAGUCCUACGUGCUGAACUUCCAUGGCCGGGUCACUCAGGCAUCUGUGAAGAACUUUCAGAUAGUCCACGAAAAUGACUCUGAUUAUAUCGUCAUGCAGUUUGGACGUGUGGCAGACGAUGUGUUCACUCUGGACUACAACUACCCGCUGUGUGCACUUCAGGCCUUCGCCAUUGGGCUUUCUAGCUUUGACAGCAAGCUAGCGUGUGAAUGAGACAGAGAGCACGUACAGAGCUGGACUUUCUCACUACAGUAGAGCUUUCGGGAGCAGAUAGUUGCCUCCCUUGCUCUUCUUGGCCUAGGACAUAAAGAGAGAUAGUCUGCCCCUUUUGGAAUAAUCCCUGAAUGUACGUAUGUAUAUGUGUCUAUACAUAUAUGUAUGUGCAUGUAUACAAAUGUACACACACGUAUAUGUACACACGGGCACACACGCACGCGCACACACACACACACUUCUCUGCCUUUCACAGACCUGGUCAAGGAGUACAGUUUAACAUAAGUGAGAAAUUAUUCAAAGCAUAGGAAGGCUCUUGUCCAGAGCACAUUGGUGACUCCUGAGGUUUUUGCCCAUAACAGAUUCUGUGCCUCAAGAGCCAGAUUUCCUAUGCUUGGAAACUUACAGCUGGAACCAGGUACUAAUAAUUAAAUACUUGGGUCUCUUUUGAAGACCUUUUCAGAGAGGGACAGCUCCCUAAAUCGACUUGAGUCUCUAGGUCUGCAAACAUUUUCUGUAAACGGCCAGAUCCUGUCUCUGUAAGUGCAAAAGCAGCCAUAGCCUAUCCAUACACAAGUGAGUGUGGCCAUGCUCCAGUGAAACCAGGCAGCGGCCAGAUUUGGCCUGUGGGCUGUAAUUUGCUAACCUCUGCUUCAGGUAUAUCUCUAUUCUCUCUGGACUUGGGCAUUUCCAAAAUGGGCUUAUAAUCAUGAGAUGAUGAGUGGGAAAUGGCUACCUCUAAGAAGCAAUAGCCCUACAGGUUGGAUCCAAAGAGGCACUUGGCUGCAUUCACUGUUAUGAAGCAUUACCUUGUUUUGGUGACAGUGGUUCCUAUGGUAUCAUUUACGGUCAGAACUGGGAAACCCAAAGUCCGUGAUCAUUUUGAGUCCACACAGGUGGCUUAAUUUUGCUAUCCUACCCAGCACACCCAUGGAAAAAGGCCAUGUCAGCCACUUGACCUACCCUGAGAGAAGAACUAAUGCACACUAGGAAACAAAUCUCGAAUUGUAUUGUCUUUAUCACAGGAAGUGUGGUAUUUGUUUCUUAGAGUUAGUUUAUAGUCCCCAUGGUGCUUGGAGGUACUGAUGCUCCAGUCCCCCUUUUUCCUUUCUUCCCUCAGAGCAGAUUGGUUGGCACCAAUCUCAGUCAAAGUGGCUGUGGCCAAAUUUGUGAUCAGUGAUGUGAGAAUUAUGUGGCUAUGGCCAAAUUUGUGACCAGUAAUGUGAAAAUUUUAUAUAGUUGUCUUAAUUUCAGUUUAGACUGAAAUCAUAAACCUAAGAGGUGACUUAGUCUAGUUAAGACUGAGAGUAAUUUGACAGUUGCCUUCACUUUCAACCCAGGAGUGCCUCCCAUAACUGUGUUAAAAUGGAGCCAUUAGUAUAGAGGGAUACACAUACCUGUAGACCGUGUAAGAAGUAAGAGAUCAUGUAUCAAAACUUUCAUUAUCAUUAUCAAGAGAGAUGAUAGGAGAGGCUCGGUGAGGACUAACCAGCUGAUUGUGAGCUCUGCAAACCUUGUUGGGCAGAACUUCGGGCCUUUCUUCUUGACAUACUGUCAGCUCCCUGAAGCCUGGUUCAUUGGUACAGAUCAAGCUCCUGUCACUCUUCCUCACAAAUCAUGAGUUUUGCUAAGUCAUUCAGAUUAUUAGCAGCUCCCAACAAAACAUGACUCUGCUACCAGCCCAGCAGUCUGAGUGUAUCUGAAUCUUGAGAAUCCAGUAACUCUGUGAGUUCUGCAUUCAGCGUUGCUCAACUCCCAAACCUUCCUUUGUGCAUUCAGCCACUUGUCAGCAGGGGGCAAGGAAUCAGUGGCUGUUGCUCCAUUCUGUUUCCCUUCUGUGGACUUCCUUUUUGUCUUUGCUUCCUGUUGUCCCGUGCUCCACAUCAAAUCGAAGUGUGAAAGAAGGUCUGGGAGAUGAAAAGACCCUUGGCUCCUCCCCCACUAGCAAGUCCUACCUGCUGUGUUUUGACAAAAUUGGUAUCCAUCUCAGGCAUACCUGCGUCCCAUCAAGUGCCUCCUUCAUAGAAGUGCCCGAAGCCCUUCAGACCUCUGGCACUACCUUCCUCACGUACUGUCAAAUGAGCUGCCCUCCUUGAAAACAGAGCUGUUCACUUAUCUCAGGUUGCGGUAAUUGACAACAUCUGGAGAAGGGAGUCUCAUGGCCUGACCAGAUCCAACCCUGCUUCCUGCUUGCUCUGGCUGAGACAUUUAUACCCCAGCUUCAUGUACUGCUGCUUGAAUGUGCAGGUGAUUGGUUUUACAUAAGUCAUAUUUAUACCUUUUGUAUGCUAUAGAAAUAAAAAAUAAUUUAUAUAAAAA